This is a messenger RNA of Pteronotus mesoamericanus, 8681 nucleotides long. It is a transcript of the gene PAQR9, whose product is annotated as progestin and adipoQ receptor family member 9. The coding region runs from base 122 to 1435 and encodes 437 amino acids. NCBI's taxonomy places the organism in Eukaryota, Metazoa, Chordata, Mammalia, Chiroptera, Mormoopidae. Gene Ontology annotation, molecular function: signaling receptor activity. The record is from RefSeq and is a predicted model, not a curated record. The transcript is spliced from 2 exons. Gene Ontology annotation, cellular component: membrane.
GUUAAGAAAUCUUGCAGGUCUUUAGUCUCUCUGAAUCGCAUGGUCUGGAGUAGUUCGACCCCGAGCUCUCGGACUUCGGGCUUCAAAAAAGAGUCCCAGUUAAAGACACAAGAACUCGAGGAUGACUGAGCUGCGCCCCCCAAAGGAACGGCUGCUUAGAGGCUCAGGUCUUCACUUGAACCUGCAACGACACCCUCCGCACGAGCACAAAGGCUCCGACGGCGGCUGGCGGGGGCUGCGGAGCGCGCGGGAGCCGGCGCCAGAGGUCGCCUGUUCUCGUCCUACUCAAGCCCGGGGCACCAUGCCGCGGCGCCUGCAGCCCCGGAGCGCGGGCACAAAGGGCCCGCCGGCCACGACUGAGACGGCUUUGGCGGCCACCUCGCGCCCCCACCCCUCCGCCUCGGGGGACCCUCCGGCCUCCGCCAAAUCGCUGCUGCGCUGGGACGAGGUGCCCGACGACUUCGUGGAGUGCUUCAUACUAUCUGGCUAUCGGCGGCUGCCUUGCACGGCGCAGGAGUGCCUGGCCUCGGUGCUGAAGCCCACCAACGAGACGCUCAACUUCUGGACGCACUUCAUCCCCCUACUGCUGUUCCUGAGCAAGUUCUGCCGGCUGUUCUUUUUGAGCGGCCGCGACGUGCCCUUCCACCACCCGUGGCUGCUGCCGCUGUGGUGCUACGCGUCCGGCGUGCUGCUGACCUUCGCCAUGAGCUGCACGGCGCACGUGUUCAGCUGCCUGUCGCUGCGCCUGCGCGCCGCCUUCUUCUACCUGGACUACGCCUCGAUCAGCUACUAUGGCUUCGGCAGCACGGUGGCCUACUACUAUUACCUGCUGCCCAGCCUCAGCUUGUUGGACGCCAGAGUGAUGACCCCUUACGUGCAGCAGCGCCUGGGCUGGCACGUGGACUGCACGCGCCUCAUAGCCGCCUACCGCGCGCUCGUGCUGCCCGUGGCCUUCUUGCUGGCAGUGGCCUGCACGGUGGCCUGCUGCAAGAGCCGCACUGACUGGUGCUCUUACCCGUUCGCGCUGCGUACCUUCGUCUUCAUCAUGCCGCUCAGCAUGGCCUGCCCCAUCAUGCUUGAGAGCUGGCUGUUCGAUCUGCGUGGCGAGAACCCCACGCUCUAUGUGCACUUUUACCGCCGCUACUUCUGGUUGGUGGUGGCCGCGUUCUUCAAUGUGAGCAAGAUCCCUGAGCGCAUCCAACCUGGCCUUUUCGACAUCAUUGGCCACAGCCACCAGCUCUUUCACAUCUUCACUUUCCUCAGCAUCUACGACCAGGUGUACUACGUGGAGGAGGGCCUGCGCCAGUUCCUCAAGGCGCCGCCUGCCGCACCCACCUUUUCAGGCACCGUGGGCUACAUGCUGCUGCUGGUUGUCUGCCUGGGGCUGGUCAUCAGGAAGUUCCUAAACAGUUCCGAAUUCUGCAGCAAAAAAUGAGCCUCUGCUUUCCUGGAGGCUGCUGGUUUGCCCACUUCUUUAGACUUUCGUUUGUUGCUAUUGGUUUGUUUUCCAGUUUUGUUGUUUCCUUCUUUGCUCAAGGAGGUUGCUCCGGAGCCGCCGGGAGGGGGAAAACGUCCACAAUGACAAGGGGUUUUCAAUGCACUUGGGGCUUUGGAAGAGGGAAGUGGGUCAAGCAGGAAGGAGAGGGCCACUGGUUUUUGCCCAUGGACAAAAUUCAGGUGAUGUCUGUGACAUCCAGGGAUUUUUCGAAAGCAGCGAAUAAAAUCCCAAGUAAAACCCCAAAUAAUUCGAUUUUCCGAUGAUCUUCUGUGCCAGCGGUAAUAACAGGUAGCCCGUGUGAGGUCAGGUAUGCAUUAAAGAGGGUAAGUAGACAAAAUCCCUGGGUACUUCCAUUUCAGUCUGAGGAAUGCUUGGAUUUGUCAAAAGAAUGGAUCUUUGUAGAAAACGGGCACAAAGACAUAAAUAAGCCCAGGGCUUAACCUGCUAGAAAAUGCAUGGAAUGUGAACACAAGUUAAUUAUUUCAAAAUGUUUCUCAGAUGUUAUUUAAAUAGUAAUAUAUACAAUGAUUUUUCGUAAUUUAUCAAGCCUGUGAUAUGCACUGAAUUUUAUUUGUCUUGUAGGUUUGAAUUUUAUAGCCCUUUUGCAUUGCAUACACUUUAACUGGACAUCAGGGCAAGCUGCUUGAGAGUUCUAAACUACUGUACUUUCUUAAACAGUGUUUCCUAAGGCCUGUGUUUCAUGAUACAAAUGUGAAUUAUUUUACCUUAGGGACUCUGGUUAGACUACUGGUGAGGAGCUCAGUGGUCUACAUAGAUCCCACAUGCCUAUUUACUUUAAUGUAUUCCACAAAGCUUAUCUUGUUUUUUUGUUUGUUUUGUUAUUAAUCUUAUCCUUUCCUUCUCUACUUAUUUAAAUUACCACUGGAAUAAAUGUGCCUUUUGAAGCAAUGCCCAAAUGACUGGUCCUCAAAUAUAGGGGAGGGCAGUUGAAAUCAACUUUUUCUUUACUGCAAAUCAGGGUUUAACAUUCCACCCAGGAGGGAAAGAAGAUGGUGUUGGUUUCAAGCUGUGAGUAGCACCGGAAGUAGCUUACCAGGACACAGAGCAUUUGGCUUCUCUACUAGGAGAAGGAGCCAAACCACUGAUGUGACUGUGGUUCCUAAUGCAGCCAUCAGGGAAGGUGAGAGGACACUGUUCUAGACUGAUGCCAUCUAUCCUCACUUAAAAACAUAAUACUCAGGAAUAGAUAAGGCAGAUACAGUGUGAAAGUCAGGAGCAUAUUACUUGAAUUGUAAUUGAAAUUUUUGAGUUCUAUAGGAUUACCUUUGCCUAGUUAAACACUGAAGUCUCAUUUAGAUGCAUGCUAUGGUAAUGAACGGUCAUCCUAAAUUAUAGAGAAAUGGGUGAACACGCUCCUGAGAUCCUUUAUAACAACCACAUUGGCCAGUGUUAUUUAAGACAUUUCUUAUAAAUGCUAACCUGUACUUGAGAUGGCAACCAUUGAAUACCACAAACCACUGAGGUAGCUUAUUUAAAUACUUACCAUACUUCCUGACAAGUCCUUUGGUUAGGAGCCAAAUAAGUCAUUGAAUGGGAAGUCUUGACUUCAUGGUAUAAUUUAGAUCAAGCACAUUAUAUAGAUGAACACUUACCUCAGCACUGGUAGGCUAAAAAUAUUGCUGUUUCUGUUUGUGCUUUUAAUCGCUACUAUAUUUAUAAACUGAGAGGCUCGACACAGUUCCCUGGAGGAACCAGUGUGCUGUGUGUUAAUUUCCACACAGAACUUAACAUUAUAUAUGUCUGUAUUUAAUUUAGAGCCUCUUAAUGGGAUUGUAAAUACACUUUGCACGUUUGCUGAUGGGUGUCAGUGUCUCGUCUCUUGCAAAGUACAAGGAGAUUCCCUUUAUGUUACAGUGGCUGAGAAUUUGUGCCUACUAGGGAUGUCAUUCUUCACCUGUAACUUACUCAGUACAUGCAUUCAAAGGCAUUUGUGGAAACUGGGACAUUUCCACCUGCAAAUUUAUUUGCAUGUCAUUAUUAUUUCUUCUAGAGUCUCAAAGAAUGUUGGUUUGGAAGCAAGAUGCAUAGGUUGAUGAGUAUUUUAGCUUCCCUGAAAAAUGGGACCUCCCCUUUCAGAAGGAACUUUGAAGAGACAAACUCCUAAACAGGAUUAAUGAGUUUGAAAACAAAAACAAGCCUUGUAUUUGUCAUUUAAAAUUUUUGUUGGAGAUCUUAGUCUGCAGACAGAAUUCUCUUCUUGCCCUGUGUCUUUGUCCUUAAGCAGAAGUCACUCAAGGAUAAAAUAUACCCAUAUUGUUUUCAAAUGAUUAUGAUGCCUAAGCCCAGUAAGAGAGAAUGAGAACUCACUUUCCUUCCUUUUGCCUUUUCCCUCCCCCACUUUCCCUUUCCCAUCCUAUCUUGGUUUUUAUAUACCACACAUAACGUUGACAAAAGGGCAUUCUAGUUGAAAACAGUGGUUUCACUUCACUUCAUGUUUGCAAAUAGAUACCAUGUACCCCACACAAGACCAGGCAUGUGUGUAAAACUAUGUAUGUUAUUUGCUAAAUUACACCUGAUUUCUGUCAAGAUAAAUGAUAUUUUAGAAUCAGGAAAUAUUUACUAAGUAUCCAAAUUUGCAUGGAACUGUCCAGGCAUAUUACAUACUUCAGGGGUAAUAUGGCCAUCAGGAUAAAAUAGCUUUAAAAAUAUUUUUCACUAUCCAUUUUGCCACAUCCUUUAAAAUUCACUUUUACUUUAUUGUGUUUGCUGUUUGAAAUGUGGGACAAAUGAUAAGUAAGAAUGCACUUCAUUAUCUCUGUACAACCUAUUUUGAAAGCAUAGAAUUUUGAAGCAUAUUAUGUAAUACAUGUUAUUUUUACUUGUUAGUCAUAAUCUAGAUGACAUCUCAAGGAGCUAGAGACAGAGUCAUGCCUGGGAAAUGAGGGUGUUUGACUUCAGUGCCUGUCACCCUGUGGGGUUGGUCUCUGGGGCUGACUCAGGCUGAUUCCGUUGACUAGAGGGGGUCCCUUUCUUCCCCGUCCUUGUAGCUGUACCCUCAGCUAAAGAAGAUGACCUUCCCAGAGAGAGGAAGUGAGUUCUUUGGUCAUGUCAUGACUGGCUUGUAAAAAUAAAUGUGCUCUUUUCCAUUGGCUAUCCGCUUUCUAUAAAUAGCUCAGGAAGAAAGUAUGGGGCUUCAAAGCUGACCAGAGUGGCUCACAUGUCUCCAUUCAUAAAUCCUGCCUGAAAGUGCUUGCAGUCAAAAACUGUUUAGCCUAAUUCAUCAUGCUACUUCAGGGCAAUCAUUUCUAAGAAUGCAAAAUUUGGGGAUGGAGAUGAUUUUUAUAAUUUUUUCUGAUUCGGUGCUGAAUCUGAGGGCUAACAGCAAAUAAAAACAGAUUUUUAUCUUUGAAUUUCUUCACAAUUUUAUUUAGUUAACCAGUACAAAGCUACAGCAAAAAACAGUUACAGCAGGAGUUAUCUUCGUUUCAAGGUUACACUGUUGGCCCAAGGUGACAGAAUUGUUUUCAAACUGGUAUUAGAAUGUGGAGAUUUCUGUGUACUUGACUGUGAGUGUUUACUAGUUUGCAUGGUUCUGAUGUCUGGCCAAGCACAAAUACUAAUUGAUAAUAAAAUAUGUCAUUGUAAAAUAGAGUGAAGUAAGAUAUGGCUAUCCUUGAAUUUGGAUUAUAAAAUCUUACAUAAAAUGUUACCAGCUGCUUAAUUUUUCGUAUCUUGGGUUUUUCAUCUGUUGAAGUCUGCCGCAGCUGACUUCACGCUGCCAGUGCCUUUGAGUUGAUCUGCAUCCAUUCAUUCAUAUGAUCCCUUUAAUGGCCAUUGAGCACCCACUGCAUAUUAGGCAUUGGGUGAGGAUCUGUCCCAUUAUGACAGCUAUUACCCUUUGGUCUGGUAGAACAGGGGUAGAAAGGCACUCAGGCCAGGGAUCCAACUCUGAUCUUUGCCAUAAACAGAAUGUUCCAAGCCACUGAGUUUGGUUCUGUUCUCCUUUCUAUUAGCAAAGGAUCUUAUUUCAAUUAACAUGCUACUUACCCACAAUCAGUCUCUUUCUUUUUCUUUUUGUCUGCUCCUAGGUCUUUGUAAAUUUUAUGGUUAAAAAAUAACUAGAGAUUUACUGUAAAUCCAGGUGAAGGGAUAGCAGGCAUAUAUGUACAUAGAAGAGGUUGAAAGAUUUAUCAUCACUUAUAGUUAACAAAGACAAUAACAAUCACUUUUGGAAGGUUUAUAAUAUUCAUAUCACUAUGAAGUGAGGUUCAUCCAAAGUGCCUAAAUUGUGAUGUCAUUAAAUAUCUGAAUUUCAUAGAUAGCAUAAGUUUAAAGCAAGCUUCAAUGCUUAAAUCUCCAAAGAUUAAUGUUAUUUAGCUUUUUUCCUCCUUUAAGGUCUUUGUGUUGUACUCUAUGAAACAUGUCUUAGAAAAAUGGAGGAAAUUAUAAAGAAAAAGCAUCAGAUGUAAAAAAGACAGGAAGAACGCAUGAGAAGGAGAAAGCAAGAAUUAGAUUCAAUCAGCCGGAAUGGAACAGCAAGUUCAGCUAUGGACAAUUUCACCUGAGUUCUAAGCUGUGUCCCUAGAAAAGCAUGUGAACUCCCCUGCUGUUAGUGCUCAAAUAGGCAGGCAAGGAAUUGUAUUUGGCACAUCCUAUAGCUUUUUACCUGAGCACUAGUGCCCAGGUAUAUUUUAAGUGGUACUCUUACCCUUGGCUUAAUGUCCUUAAUUUGUUUCCAUAAAAUUAGGGCAUAAGGCAAAAAGGCAAUAGGAGUAGCACCAUCUAAUUGUAAAUUAUCUUUUGAAUCAUUUUCUUGAAAGAUUAACAAUAUUCUGUCAUAUAUUGCCUGACAAAAAGCAAACGAAGCUAGACAAGCUGAAAAGGAAGCACUCAUUGGUGGAACCUGAGAACUACUGUAUUCCUUUGUGAGAGGCCACAUGCCUUUCUAUUGAAGAUUUUAUUUCUUCAAUGUUAUGAAUAAGUAUUUCUUAAAUGUGAAAAUGGGUGUCAGUUCUUCUGAAUCACUUUUCCAGAAAUCUAAUACAAAUUUUUGUUUGUUGAAAGAGGACAAAUAUAUUGCAUUUUUUGGUUUAUAGAUUUUUAACCAAUUUGUAGGCCUUUUUGUUUUAGAAGAGCUUGUUAAGAGUCUAUGAGCAAGUUGAGAAUCAGAAUGUUUAUUUAUAGGUCAGGGACCAAGAAUGCUGAUUUGGCUGUGAAUUGUGGCAGGAUGUGACUGUUGAAAGCUCUGAACACACACCUAUAUGCAACAGAAUUCUCACUUAUUUACUAUUUAACUCAAUGGAAAAACAGCCUUUUUGUUUUUGGUUUGGGUUUUUUUUUUUUAGAUUUUGAAAAUGUUUCCCCAAUAUAUUGUGCUUUUAAAUGUAACACAUGAGCUUUAAUACUUUUUUUGUUCUUGAACAAUUUCUAGAAGGUAUUCCAAACAUGAAAUUUCUUAAGGAAAAUUUCUUGAGCAUGUAAAAGUUGCAGGCUGCCUUUCUCAUGCCUUACACCGCCACCUAAAACAUGCAAUAAGCACUCAAGUCAUGGAGGGGCCUUUAGUUGGUUACUUAUCCGUGCCGUAGAGAUGGCCCUGCCCCUCGUGGCUCACCACAGCGUUGGAAAGAGACACCAUGGAAAUAAACCCUUGUUUCUAGAUGAAAAAAGUAUGGGGACACAUUAAUUUCAUUUCUUCUUUUUAGUUCCAUCUCUAGUUAGGAAGCAUAAUCUGUAUUUCAUAUGCUGGUUGUACACACAAGACUAACAGGAAAAAUUUUUAAAGAAGUAUUCUAAUUUUGUAUCUUAAAAGUUUUAUAAUAGCAAUUUGUUUGCAAAAACAGGCCUUGGCACAUAGAUGAGAACCAGCGCCUUUUGGAAAGCCUCAUCUUUGUCCUGGGAGUUUAAUCACCUUGAACUCUUACCCAAAUGAUCAAGACCUAGUAGGUCUUUAAAAGUGUAAAUAAUGUAUAGUUUCAAGAUGGGUUAAAAAAACAUUUUUUUAAAAGAAGAAAACUGUCAGAUAUGUUAUAGGUGUUUAACAAGGCUAAAUUCAAAAGUCUUUUUAAAAUUCUUGGAAACUUCAUUAAAUUCCCUCUCCCAGCAAGGCUUAGCACAGGUCUAGUGCGCCACCAGGCUGGUUUUCUGUCGUGGAGGCUAUGAGCAAAAUUAUUCCAAGGAGCUCAGUAUCAAGUCAAUAAAGGCUCAGGUACAGAUCACUUUGAUGAGGGUACAACCACUGUGAAUAACAUAAAAAUAACUAGAGAAACGCACAGCCCUGGAGACCCUGCUCCUUAUUUGUUGGGAGUGGAAAGAAGACUAAAGCCCUGUGCCAUCGCUACACAGACCAGGGGCAGGCUAAGCCUCGGGCUGAGGGCCAUUCCGUGGCAUGCAGUAGGAGCAGUAGCUGUAAACUCUGUCCAUUUCACCCUUCUCUCAGACCAUCGCCGCCACCACCCUCGAAGCCUUCAGCCCCGAAGACAAAAGGUUUCUACCAUGAUUCCAUAUUGGCCGCCUCAAGCCAUUUUGCCUUAUGAGGUUCAUCCAUUUCUAAACUAAGGAUUCAGAUAUGACUGUACUCAGAUUUACAAGAACGUACAACCAGCAGGUUCCCUUUUGCAGUAAAGGGCAUUAGUUGAAGGGCCAUAUUCAUUUUUUUUCUUCAGCUUAGAGGUAGGCAGAGAAUUUAACAGUGACCAAAUGGAGAUCUUGUAUCAGGUUUUUUUGUUGUUGUUGUUUUGGGGGUGGUUCUUUUCUUUUCUUUUUUUUUUAGUUCAUUUAAUGGUGAUAAUGGAGGGUGAUAAGGGAUAAUGUAGGCAUGAAAAAAGAAACAAUCAUUUUAUCCACGGCUUGCUAAAUUAAGUCUUAGGCUACUCCAACUCCAGCCAUCAUGUACAUCCUAAUCAGCUACACUUAGUGAGCUAGAGGGACUUUCUCAGGAUGUGUGAACUUCCACACAGGGACUGCGAUGUGGUUUCAAAGCAUUAGCAUAUUCUGCCAAGUAUUGUUUAUCCAUAAUUCCACAUUAUCUGGUAAAUUAAGAAAAGUAAUCCAUAGGAAUAGAAUCACUUUGGUCAGUUCUGUGAAUGUAGCUGAACAAAAUUGUGACUGAUUUCUGUUGUGUAGUUUGCCAUGAUUUUGUUUUUGUGAGACCUUUGUUCCCUACGGUCUUGAAUAUAAAAUUCUGUAUAACUAUACAUUUUUUUGCCGAAAAACAUGUUUGAAA